UUCGUGCGCAGUGUAACCAGAAUCUGCCCGGAAGAAAAAAAUACUUUUUGUAAUUCAGAUAGUCGAGAUAUCUCCACCAUAUGGAUAUUUGGGAACAUUCUCGUGAUACUAGACUUACGUUCUAAAAUUUCGUUUUGCCGCAACUAAUGUCCACGGAGUGUAUGUAGAAUACAUUUGCUAAAAUUUCCCGAAUUUGGUUGUAGUUUUGUGGGGGUGUGUAGAACACCUGUAUUCGUCAAAAAACAGCGGAAGCUACCUGCAGGUUUCCAUUUGAGCGAAGUCUGAGACGUUUUCGGACACCGAGGUGUCGCGUGCCUGUUGGAGCCAGAAGCGGUUAAAACAAUACCUGUAACCUCGGGUAGUUUCACACUAUUGGGGUUCGCGGCCACCAUGGACUAUAUGGACUCUGGAAUGAGAUACACCCCCAACAAGGACCCGGGCAGAGACUGGGACCAGGCAGUGACGUUCCUCCCAGCAUCUGACAGUAAGAAGCUGGAGAAGAAGAAAGGGCCUGGGAGGAUCGGGGCUGUGAUCGGAGUCGUUGUCUUAGCCGCUCUUCUCGCCCUCAUGAUCGGUCUACUGGUCUGGCACUUCCACUUUCGUGAAAAUAAAAAGACCAAAGCGAUGUACUCCGGUUCCAUGAAGAUCACCAACCAGGCGUUUCAGGAUGCCUAUGAAAACCCCAACUCCACUGAGUUCAAAUCACUGGCCGAACAGGUCAUAAAGCAGCUAUCAAACCUUUACAAGAAGACGCCCCAGCUGUCUAAGUAUUAUGUGGGUUCCAGUGUACAAGCCUUCAGUGAAGGCAGUGUGAUAGCCUACUACCUGUCAGAGUUUGAUGUGCCAAAGGGUCAGGAGGAGGCAGUUGACCAGGCUAUGAACUCCAUGGACAAGGUGGUGGAGAAGGUCCGGAGGACCAUGUCAUUGAGCAAUGAUUUGGUCUUUGAGGAGGUCCAGAACUCUGCUCUGGACUCCAGAAUGUUCUCAAAAUCAUUUAGUGAAUACUACAAGUAUGCGGAACACGCCAAAGCCAAUAAGAUUGGAACAAUCAAGUCACCUGGUUUCCCCAACUCUCCGUACCCUCCCAACACCUUCACCCAAUGGGAGCUGAGAGCCGACCCUGGUCAUGUGAUAAAACUGGACUUUGACACCUUCAACUUGGAGGCAGACUGUAGCAAAGACUAUGUGAAGGUCUACGACACCCUGGUGGCCAAUGAGGGCCGUGUCAUGUCAGAAAUUUGUGGGUAUCACCAUCCCAACAUCCCCAUGGUCUUCCAGUCCUCCCGGAACGUCAUGUCGCUAACAAUGGUUACUAACGAGAAAAGAAACUUCCCAGGACUCCGAGCCAGAGUCUCUCAGAUCCCCAUAAACAGCAAAGACCUGGUGUGUGGUGGCACGCUGACCGAUGAGUUGGGGACCUUUAUGUCCCCUAACUUUCCCAACUUCUACGCACCCAACACAAACUGUGUAUGGACCAUACAGGUUCCUGUUGGGAAGUUAGUGAAGAUUCAGUUCACUACCUUCCUGUUAAAAGAGAGAGGUCAAUUAAACACAAAGGAAUGUAACAAAGACUAUAUAGAGAUCAACAAGAAGAGGUACUGCGGAGAGUCUGCCCCCCCUAUCGUGACCAGUGACACCAACACCAUGGUAGUGGUCUUCAACUCUGAUUUGUCUUACGUAGACCGAGGAUUCAAAGCCAAGUAUGAGUCCUUCGUCUCCACCGACCCCUGUCCCAGUAGGUUCCAGUGCAAAAACCAGCGCUGUGUGAACUCCACUCUGAUGUGUGACGGCUGGAACGACUGUGGGGAUAUGAGUGACGAGAUGAACUGCAAGUGUCUGUCCAGUCAGAUCCAGUGUAAGAACACCCUAUGUAAGCCCCAGUUCUGGGAGUGUGACGGAGUGAAUGACUGUGGAGACAACACGGAUGAGGAGAACUGUGGUGGCUGUAAGUCAGGCAUGAUGACAUGCCGCAACGCCAAGUGUGUUUCAGAGAAGAAACGCUGUGAUGGCACUGAUGACUGCGGAGAUGGGACAGAUGAGAGCGACUGCGGGCGAAAGGCAGAAAGUGUUCCGUGUUCUGACAUCACCUACAAGUGUGCCGACAACAAGUGCAUCAUCAAGGAGAACCCCGAGUGUGACGGAACCCCUGACUGCGAGGAUAAAUCAGAUGAGGCCAACUGUGACUGUGGGCGGAGUCUGUUUAAGACCAGCCGUAUCGUGGGGGGUCAGAACGCAGAUGAGGGGGAGUUCCCGUGGCAAGUUAGUCUCCACAUCAAAAACUUUGGCCACGUGUGUGGUGCCUCCAUCAUCAGCCAGAGCUGGUUGGUUACGGCUGCUCACUGUGUGCAAGACGACGCCAAGACCAAGUAUUCUCAGCCUGGUGUCUGGGAGGUAUACCUGGGCCUCCACAUUCAAAAACAGAUUGGUAAGAACGUUCAGAAGAGGAACCUCGUCCAGGUGAUUCCCCACCCAUACUACAACGCCUACACCUUCGACAAUGACAUUGCCCUGAUGCAGCUGGACAGCCCUGUGGCGUACACCGACUACAUCAGGCCCAUCUGCCUCCCCUCUGUCACACACACCUUCCCCCCGGGACACUCUGUCUGGAUCACAGGCUGGGGCGCCACCAGGGAGGGGGGCUCUGGUGCCUCCAUCCUGCAGAAGGCCCAGGUCCGCAUCAUUAACAGCACAGUGUGUAAUCAGCUGAUGAGCGGACAGCUCACCACCAAGAUGAUGUGUGCUGGGGUGCUGACUGGAGGAGUGGACGCAUGCCAGGGGGAUUCUGGUGGUCCUUUGUCCAGCCCGGGCACUACUCGCAUGUUCCUGGCUGGCGUGGUGAGUUGGGGCGAUGGCUGUGCCCGCAGGAACAAACCGGGUAUUUACACCACAGUCACCAAGUUCAGGGGCUGGAUCACGGAGAAGACGGGCGUGUAACAGGCGUGUAACAGUUCCCGUAUCAUCUUCACCCUCCCCCAAAACUGCAGUUACAAGAUUGGUAUCUCCACACUCCUGCUGAACACUGGCGGUGCGUUAAACAGGAAAACUGUUGGAACUUUAGCUUUUUCAUUUGUUUCAGGUGAGCUGUGACCAUUUGCUAAUUUGUGUGGUGAAUAUGUAAGUGCCUUAUGAACUCUAUCACACGUAGUUGGAAUAGCAGAGGAAUCUGCUGUUUGAUUAUUGCCAAACAAAUGACGUGGUAAUAAUUUAUGCAGCUGUUUCUUGUUUUACUGUUAAAUGUUUUCAUUCUCAAUAUAAUCGUUAAAAGCAAAAUGGUUACUAAGUUACACGUUCACUGCGAAUGGACGCCUUGUUGAACGCACCUCAGUUAAUGCUGUACAGAUUACCGGUUCUCUGCGGUUCUCUAUGGUUCUCCACAUCCUGCCACCUUCCGCUCCCCUUUUUAGCCUGCAGGAGUGAUGAACUGUCCUAAACAUCAAGAUCUCAGGCCCCACAAUGCUUCAGUCCUUCGCACAUCUAUGGACUAUGAACUGCUGUUUGUUUAUCACUAUUUACGGAUAUUUUCGAUGUGUCUUAUGUUCUAAACUUGUGCUGACGUGAGGCAGAGGGGAAAAGGGUUUUAAGAAUUGUAAAAUAUGUGUAAUUGUGUGCCUUUUUAGAUAAAAUCGUUUUGCUUGUGAAUGGCUGUUUGGCUUGGCUGACCAUGUUUGUCUUGUGUGGCGAUAGUGUUCUGAUUUGGGCAUCUUGACAAAAUUUUAUGAAAAUAUCCUUUGUCUGCACGAGGUAUGGUGUGUCUUAUUGCUUGUUUUGUAUUUUGAUAAUAUCCCAGUGAUUUAUUCUCAGAAAUCAGAAUGUCUAUUACUUGUUGUCUUGUCUCACCGGCUGCCUCCCAAAUAGCCCCCUAUUCUACUUUUAUAUAGAGUCCUGUGCGUGAAAUAGGGUUUGUUUCACCCGAAAUCAGAACAGAAACCAGGGGUGUAUUGAUCCAAUCCAACAGAACCUUCUAGUUUCAGAACCAAACAAGGAAGCACCUUACUGAAUUUGGACAAUUAAAACCGUGCUAUUGGGUGUUCCCUGGACACCAAACUGCUUUUUGAAAUGGCAGACCGUCCUGAUUCACGGCACUACCGAAAGACCUGUCUUAAAUGUGAUGAUUUUUACAGUUGGGUUUUAUUUUUUUAUUUCUUAUUUCUCUUCAGGGAUUGUAUUAUUUUUUUAGAUAUGAUGUAAAUACUUUUGUAACGGAAUAAAACUCCAAUAGUGACUAUGAAAGUAA
Messenger RNA from Esox lucius (northern pike), 4234 nucleotides. It is a transcript of the gene st14a, whose product is annotated as suppression of tumorigenicity 14a. Gene Ontology annotation, cellular component: extracellular region; membrane. The coding region runs from base 391 to 2934 and encodes 847 amino acids. Lineage: Eukaryota; Metazoa; Chordata; Actinopteri; Esociformes; Esocidae. The transcript has 18 exons. Gene Ontology annotation, molecular function: protein binding; serine-type endopeptidase activity. The record is from RefSeq and is a predicted model, not a curated record. Gene Ontology annotation, biological process: acrosome reaction; proteolysis; complement activation.